Galendromus occidentalis (western predatory mite) is the source of this 3352-nucleotide messenger RNA. It is a transcript of the gene Edc3, whose product is annotated as Enhancer of mRNA-decapping protein 3. The transcript is spliced from 4 exons. Gene Ontology annotation, biological process: deadenylation-independent decapping of nuclear-transcribed mRNA; P-body assembly. Gene Ontology annotation, molecular function: mRNA binding. Gene Ontology annotation, cellular component: P-body. The coding region runs from base 1 to 1263 and encodes 420 amino acids. NCBI's taxonomy places the organism in Eukaryota, Metazoa, Arthropoda, Arachnida, Mesostigmata, Phytoseiidae. The record is from RefSeq and is a predicted model, not a curated record.
AUGAGCGUCAAUCAAUAUAAGGGAACCCUCGUUGAAAUUGACUGUUCCGUGUUGGGAGUCUAUCAGGGUAUAAUCCAGACAGUCAACGAGGACGAUCAGUCAGUCAGCAUCUCGAAAGCUUCCAAAAAUGGAAAAAAAUUACUCUAUCCCGAUGUUGUUAUCGCGGCUGCUGAUAUCGCCGAUAUCAGGUUCCUAAACCAACUGUCGGUUUCGCCUAUCCUCAAGGAAAGGAAUCAUUCGAAUGGUAAUCGAUCCUCGCCGAAAACCCCGAAAUUGGAAAAGGAAUCACAAAAGCAGAGGACAAGAACGUUUUCGAGCUCGUUAAGCACUUCACGGGCUCACAGAGAUAAGGAGUGCUUCGGCAUCGACAGUGAUCAGGUGUCGCUGCAGGAGGACUUUGACUUCGAGAAAAAUCUCGGACUGUUCAACAAGGAGAAAGUCUUUGCCGAAAUAAACAAAACUUGCGACCCGAAUGUCGUGCGUCUCGCAGACUCGAAUAUUCGCAAGGAGAAGAAGUACCGACAUGACGAGAAUGUUCUCACCAACUCCGACAAGAUUGUUCAACGAGAGGAGAAGCGAUCCGUCUGGUUCUCUGUCGUACCGUCUGGAACGAAAGUCCCUGCUGUCACGCGAUCCGCUCGAGACAAGAUCCUUCAGGAAGCUACGAAAUUGGGUAUUUCUAGCGAUUCUCUCCGCGAAGCUAUGUCAAGAGACAUCUGCAGCGUGAUCCUUCAACAAAACAAUCGGAAUUCCGUCGUAUUCGUACUAUCUCCUGAAACACUGUCUGGACCAAUGAACAUUUCCCUGUGCGGCAUUACGGCUGCUCGACAGCUCGCUGGAAAAGUCAAGAAAGUGUACAUAAUGACGAAUCGCACUGUGAGAGACGACGACGUCGUCUUCCGCUCUGAACUCGAACUCUGUGAGAUGGCCGGUGUGAAAAUAGUGGACGGGUCGAAGAUGCUGGACAUCCCAGUGGAUUUAGUUGUGGGCUGCACCCUCCACCCCUAUCUGGACCAGUGUGCGAAAUGGCCGUCAACAAGUGUGUUCCUCGUGGAUCCUCCGUUCUACUCAGCGAAUUUAGCCAACUUCGUCCUAUUCCCUCUCCUGCCGCUACUAUCCUCCGUCCCGGUCGAAAACGACGCCGCGUGCAAGAUGUACAUUGGAGAUCUCGGCAUACCGGCGAAACUUUACGAAAAGGUCUAUGUGACUGCCGAAGGUCUCUACCCUCAGGACGGUUUCGUCGCCAGAAUCAGACGCGCCUAGAACACAGCGAACCGGUCCCCGCCGGUUUCGACGUGGCGUGAUCGUCUCCUACCUGACGUCAAGCGAAACUCUGUGACUCUGAGAAGCGGCUAGGUAUACACAGAGGAGGGACGGAGUGAUAAUAAUCAUCGGAAACGGACGAUUUCUCAACGGUUAUCGUCAAUACUAUUCAAGACAUUGGAAGGAACGGAGCGGUUCAUCGGGAAGCGAUCUCAAAUUUUCGAAUUCGAACUCAUUUUCGACCGAAGAGAAAUUCCCAUUCUUUCCGUGGUACGGAAGCAAUCGUCGGAACGAAAAAGCUUAGGAGGAAGCUAGUGAUAUGAUCGAGGGAGACCGAGAGACGGGACAAAGAUCGGUCUUAUAUGUUGCGAAAGUAGAGCCCCAGUGACCGGUGGAGGGGUGUAGCGCCGGGAAAAAUUCGUGGAUUACUCGCGUAUUUUCUGCUCGACCGGCCGUCGAUUUUCUCCGACAGACCACAGAGUUUCUUUACUUAGUUGAUUGGACAUAAUGUGACUGUUACAGAUGAAAUCAUAGUUACGUAGAUCGAUGGAGGAAAUCGAAGGAGCGAUGAGAUCGAUCUACCGACUCUUGGAGUAAGCGAGUGAUCGAUGUAUCGAGCGAUGACUGAAUACUUUUGGCUCGCGUCGCCUAACGUAUCCUGGUUUCGUCACUCUUGUGGCGAUUCUAGAGAGAAACUCGGAAGCUGUUCCGCUUGUAAAUCGUGUACAGGCUCCCUGUAAAAAAGAUCAUUUAUCUAGAUAGGUUUACUCUUCACAACAGACUCAAAGAAGAGGGAAAGGAACGAUGCGGCUCUGACGUUACACCUGAUCAAGCUUUCAAAUCGGAAGCAACGAUCGGGCGCGCAAUCACCCAAUCAGCGAGUGAAUUCUGUCCUGAGCCGGAGAAGUAACGACGCAUUGAGGAUUGAUGUUCUCGACCUGUCGCUCACUGUGGCUGGAGCGUGGAAUGAAGGAAAGGAUUCAACCAAGAAACGCGGACAGUGAAGCGAAAACUUCGGAUCGAAACUUUCUCGAGAAUCUUCUCGUUCUAUUCGUCUAUUCCGCAUCCUCUAUGCGCCGGGAUAUAUAUGCCGAUUCCUAAGCCAGCUCAACAUUACGAAUGCAGUCACAUUCGAAAAAACUUAUCAUGAAAGUAUGCUAUCAGACGAGGAAACUCUAUUUUCACGGACCGAUGGGAAGCUCGGUCAUUCGUCAAGCGGAAGUUGGAUGAGGGCUUUCCGGGCGGCCCCGGCGCACGAAACGCUGCAGAGGAAAGUUAUUUCGAAUGAAUUCUCGAACGAGGCUACAGACGCGCGUUGAGUGGUUAUGUGAUCGAGUGAGUGUUCGCGCUCGAUUCGGGAAGGAAAGGAACCAUCAGAUAUUGUGGCGAUAGGUUUGUUUCGGACGAAAUGUCCAGCACUGGAGGCCGUUCAUAUCUCCCGGACUUACCAGGGAAAUUCGAUCGGAAUCAUCUCGACAAGAGCUGCUGUUCAGAAAUUCUAUCGGCGGCUUCAGGUGUUGAGUACAAUGAUUCAAACAAUUUACUGGAGACCCCUAGGGUCUUCCCUCAGACAAUUCACAAUGAUUCGGAAUGAACGUUAGAAGCCAGAAGGCAGCUUCACGCGUUGAUCACAAUUCACACUGUCCCUGGGGCAGCUGUCGAGACGAUUUUUGUCCAAAAUCCGAAUGCCUUCAACAUUGGCUCCGAGGUGAGAUUCAGUCUGAAGAAGUUGAUCAAGCGAAGAUCGUCGUGAAGCGGUAGCGCCGCGUCUCAUCGAUAUGGUUCAGACCGGUCGUGGUCGGGAUCGCUGAAUCUCAUCUCGAGGUACAGGUUUCUGAGAAUUCCAGAAGUCAGACAGAAGUACCUGAAAAUUGUAACGUGUUAACACAUCAGACAAGAGAAGGAAAACUGUAUCUCUCAUCAGACCCCCAAGGGAUCCGGUCUCACGAAUUCCUUUUCCGAUUAGCAGUUUUCUUUCUCAUUGCUCAUGACAAGAUUUUCCUCAAGCAUCAAUUUGAUUCAGAUCAGGAUCUCAAAGUAAAUUCGAUACUUUAAAGUUUCGCUGAUCAGAUGAAUAAAAUUCGGAUUC